AUGUACGUUAUCGGUGGCAUUCGCGCAACCUUCUACAUUGGCGUUGAAGCUGGAGGUCCCGCGGCUUACUGGUCCUCCUACCUUGUCACGAUGGUGUUUACGAUGGUGACUGCCGCAGUCCUGGCGGAGAUUUGCUCCGCCCUUCCUGCAGCUGGCUCGAUCUAUUUUUGGGCUGCAGAAGCUGGCGGUCCCAAGUAUGCUCGUCUCUUUGGCUUUAUCGUCGCUUGGUGGUCGUGCACUGCAUGGACGACUUUCGUGGCUUCGCUCUGCCAGAGUACUGCCAACUUCAUCCUAUCAGAGCUUCCGGUCUUUGGCGUUACCUCCCUCAUCACCGACACGGGCGACAUUAAGUUCCGUGCUGUACAAUGGAUUGUCUCCGAGGCAAUCCUCUGUCUCGCUAUUGGCAUGAACUAUCUGAACCCCAAGACCUACAAGUGGAUUUUCAGAAUUGCUACUGCCCUGAUUGUUCUGGACUUUGCCCUGAACAUCAUCUGGUUCCCUAUCGCAGUAUCUCAGACCUACGGAUUCCAAUCGGCCAAAUUUGCCUUCACGGCCACGGAAAAUCUCACUGGUGCCCCGCCAGUCUGGAACUGGAUGCUGAGUUACUACGUUACAGCUGGAAUCUUAGUAGGAUUUGAAGCCUCCGGUCACAUCUCUGAAGAAACACAGAACGCAAAUGUUGUCGCCGCCAAAGGCAUCUUCACAUCUGCUCUGGUCUCUGCUUUGAUGGGGUUCCCUAUGGUCAUUCUGUUCCUGUUUUGUUGUCCGGACCUCAGCGACUUCAACUUCAACUACCCUCAGCCGUUUGUCGGUAUCUACGCACAGGCUCUGGGCAAAGGAGGUCACCUUGUUAUGAACAUUGUUUGCAUUCUUGGUCUGUUCUUCAACACUACCGUCAGCGGAGUUGCCUCGUCUCGUUUGAUCUGGGCUGUCGCUCGUGACGGCGUUCUACCAUUCUCGGGUUGGAUCUCUGCUGUCUCUGCCAACAAGGAGCCGAGAAAUGCAGUCACUGUCAUGUUGGGUGUCGCCGCACUACUGCUUUGCUCCAUCCUUCCCUCUGCUACUGCUUUCGCAUCGCUAGUGUCUGCCGCUGGUGUUCCCACCAUCACUGCAUAUGCUUUGAUUUGCUUCGGCCGCACGUUCCUGACACCCGGGGAGUUCAAGAAUGCCCCUUGGUCUCUUGGUCGCUGGUCCCGUCCCUUGAACUUCAUUGCUCUUAUCUGGAACCUCUACCUGGCUGCAGUCUUGUUCUCUCCUCUUGAGUUCCCUGUUUCUGGCGAGACCUUCAAUUACUCGCCUGUAAUUUUCGGCGCUAUUACCAUCUUUGCACUACUCUCGUGGUGGUUCAUGCCUGAGGACAGAUGGCUGCCUGCAGCCCGUCUUGGUAAAGUCCAUAUGCUCGAGGAAGAGCUGAACGCAAACAGGACUGCACGCAGUUCCAGCGUCUCAGGGCCUUCUUCCUAG
Aureobasidium namibiae CBS 147.97 is the source of this 1464-nucleotide messenger RNA. RefSeq names its product amino acid transporter. NCBI's taxonomy places the organism in Eukaryota, Fungi, Ascomycota, Dothideomycetes, Dothideales, Saccotheciaceae. Gene Ontology annotation, biological process: transmembrane transport. Gene Ontology annotation, molecular function: transmembrane transporter activity. The record is from RefSeq and is a predicted model, not a curated record. Gene Ontology annotation, cellular component: membrane. The coding region runs from base 1 to 1464 and encodes 487 amino acids. The transcript is spliced from 3 exons.